CCGCUGAUUGGCUAGCUGGCCGCCGCUCGGCGCGGCGCCGGCUCCGCCCCCGUCGGGUGUUUGUGGUGGGGCUGCGGAGUCGCCGAUCCCGCCGGAAGCGCCAGGACAAUGGGGACCCGGGACGACGAGUACGACUACCUAUUCAAAGUGGUGCUCAUCGGGGACUCGGGCGUGGGGAAGAGCAACCUGCUGUCUCGCUUCACCCGCAAUGAGUUCAACCUGGAGAGCAAGAGCACCAUCGGCGUGGAGUUCGCCACCCGUAGCAUCCAGGUGGACAGCAAGACCAUCAAGGCGCAGAUCUGGGACACGGCCGGCCAGGAGCGCUACCGCGCCAUCACUUCCGCGUACUACCGCGGGGCGGUGGGCGCGCUGCUGGUGUACGACAUCGCCAAGCACCUGACCUACGAGAACGUGGAGCGCUGGUUGAAGGAGCUGCGGGACCACGCCGACAGCAACAUCGUCAUCAUGCUGGUGGGCAACAAGAGCGACCUGCGCCACCUGCGGGCUGUGCCCACCGACGAAGCCCGCGCCUUUGCCGAAAAGAACAAUUUGUCCUUCAUCGAGACCUCGGCCUUGGACUCCACCAACGUGGAGGAGGCGUUUAAGAACAUCCUAACAGAGAUCUACCGCAUCGUGUCCCAGAAGCAGAUCGCCGACCGUGCAGCACACGACGAAUCACCGGGCAACAACGUGGUGGACAUCAGCGUCCCGCCCACCACGGACGGCCAGAAGCCCAGCCGGCUGCAGUGUUGUCAGAACCUGUGACCACCCUCGGCCACCCCCCCACCCCCGCCCCGGCCCCGCCCCUCCUCUGUGGCCCCCAAUCCCCACCCAGCCCCGUCCUCCCUCCCUCCCUCCCAGCAAGCUCCAGACGGCCCGGCCUGGCCUGGGUGGUGGUGGUGGUGGUGGAGGGGGGUCACCCGGGAAGAACAGAAGGCGAGCGGGAAGCUGGGAGCCCCCCUGACCCCCACCCAUCGCCCCUGUGCUUCCCAGGGGGCCUCUUGGCGGGAGGGCGGAGUGGGCCCCCCACCUGCAGAUUCCACACCUCCACCCCUGCCCUGCCCUGCCCUGCCCUGCCCUGCCCAGCUGGCCUCUGCACCCCGAACCCCGCUGCAGGUGGAGGGCACAGCACCCUCUCCUCCUCCGGGGAGCACCCAGGCCGGCGGGGCGCUCGCUCGCUCGCUGGGGGCUCCCCCCACCCCAGCAGACCCGCCAGCCAGCCACCACCGCACCUGCCUGCGGGAGAAGCCGCCUCCUCUUCCCGCACGCUGAGCGCGUGCUCUCCCGCACCAAACCCCCCCCCACCCAAUAUGCCCCCUCUGUCUCGUCUCCCCCACCCCCCCACCCCGACCCCGCACCCCACCCCUGUCUGGUCAGGAGUCUGGGCGAUGAAGCAAUAUCUCCUUGUUUUGUACAUAACGCUCUUGUAGACUUGGGUUUCGUUUUUCUGUUUGGUUUUCGGUUGAUUGUAGAGAAACAUACUUUAUACACUUUGUAAGAUGACGCCAAACCCC
This is a messenger RNA of Sorex fumeus (smoky shrew), 1514 nucleotides long. It is a transcript of the gene RAB11B, whose product is annotated as RAB11B, member RAS oncogene family. Gene Ontology annotation, biological process: regulated exocytosis; constitutive secretory pathway. Gene Ontology annotation, molecular function: GTPase activity; GTP binding. NCBI's taxonomy places the organism in Eukaryota, Metazoa, Chordata, Mammalia, Eulipotyphla, Soricidae. The coding region runs from base 109 to 765 and encodes 218 amino acids. Gene Ontology annotation, cellular component: recycling endosome. The record is from RefSeq and is a predicted model, not a curated record. The transcript is spliced from 5 exons.